Messenger RNA from Elaeis guineensis (African oil palm), 1276 nucleotides. RefSeq names its product F-box/kelch-repeat protein At1g57790. The record is from RefSeq and is a predicted model, not a curated record. NCBI's taxonomy places the organism in Eukaryota, Viridiplantae, Streptophyta, Magnoliopsida, Arecales, Arecaceae.
UUCGUGACUGCAGCGGAUACCGAGAGUCCAAGGGCAAGCCAAAUUCCGCUGAAACCUUGGUAUCUCAUCUAUAAAAGGACGCCUUCUCCUCCUUUUAGGACUCCACCACCAAAAUUCGGAGUGUUCACCGCUGAUUUCCAGUCUUUUUCUUGGUGUUUUCCCUUGGAUUUGCGUCGGAAAGGCUUGCGGAAUCGCCUUUUGGCUUCGCCGGACUGAGGUGAUAAAUCAAGCUUUGAAUAGGUGAAAAUGAUUGCUGAGAGGCAUGAACUCUCCCUACCACCUAGUCUUGGAUCAAAUCCAUGGAUCAUCCUACCUCAUGGAAGGCACAAGCAGUUGCAGACUUUUAUUAAUGUGUCUGAUGGGAUCGUGCAACAUAGAAGCAUCCCCGAGAUGCAAGGAAAAAGAUGUUUGGGUUCCUUUUAUGGCUGGCUGUUAAUGUGGGAUGAGCCUUCAAAAGAAUGCUUCCUCCUAAGUCUCACCUCCUUGUCAAAGAUCUUACUUCCUCCCCUGCUCGAGCUUGCAGAAUUCCUCGAUAUCUCCAUUGUGUCAUCAUCGCCAGCACUUCCUAACUGCAUGAUCGUGUUCUUACGCAAGAAGCAACCGUUCUUAUUUUUUUGCCAUGUGGGAGAUAAGGAGUGGACUCGAUUGACGGUUAAUUUCAGCCAUGAUUUCUUCGUAUACAGUAUAGUCAAUUGCCAGGGGAAGCUGUAUGCUCUUACUUUUGAAGAAAAUAUCAUGCUCAUUGAUACAACGUCUUCUUCUAUGAAUGUAGAAAUAAUGGAAGUAGAGUCGUUCACAUCUCUCCAUUCCUAUCCAAGCUAUUUUCCAAACUUGGUUGAGGCUUGUGGGGAUAUCUUCCUGGUGUUGAGAUACAGUAGGAGUUGGGGUGGAGGCCAUGUUGUCACGGUAGAUGUUCACAAGCUGGACUUCUCUAAAUUGCGUUGGGAGAGGGUGGAGAGCAUUGGUGAUCGUGCCUUCUUCCUAAGUGGUGCAUUUGGUAUUUCACUUUCUGCGACCGAGUCAGGAGUACAACCAAACCAUAUAUAUUUCAUACAGCCAUGUAAUGAUGCAGAGAGACUGUACAUAUUUAGCCUGGAUGAGCGUGUCAUCUCAUUUGAUAUGCCAUGCCCAAACAUUCGAAGAACUUGGGAUUAUUUGUGGUGGACCAUGGCUACCACCUAAGCCAUUGUGUUUGGAAAAUGAUCUCCAUCUUUGAGCCUUUGUUUUUUAAAUAAGUUUCAAGUCUAAAGUUAAUGAAUUUCAGAUCAUUUAAUUU